AUGGAGGCCCAACCCAACAAAACCUUGGAUAAUCUCAGGGCCGUCGUGCCCCGCCCUCGCUGGGUGCUGCUCGAUCGGCUCGGCCACCGCGAGGACCAGGCCGACGCCGACGCGGCCACCGUGGCGUCGUCCCGCACCUCCACCGGCACGGUCAUCAGUGUGUCGUUCCGGUUCGACGCGCCGCCGGCGACCUCCCGCCUCUACCUCCGUUGGCCGUUUGGACCGAGCAAGGAGGACUCAUCUUUCGCGUACCCCCGCGUCGUCGCUGCGCACGAGGACUCCGUUCUCCUCCAGCUCACCGUUUCCCCCCGCAGCAUCGAUUACUUCCUCUACAAGGCGAGGGGCGCCCGGCCGCCGUCUCUGUCGCUGCUUCCCCGGUCCGCGCUCACCAGGAAGGCCAUCGGCAUCCUGCGCCGCCGCGGCCAGGGCACGUUCGCCGUGGCCGAGCUCCGCACGGCUGGCGGCGACGGCACGCCGGUGGCGUUCGACCUCUGCGUGCUGCUCUCGCCGGGCCCGGGGCCGUCGGAGACCGACAAGUGGGAGUUGAAGCGCGUGAAUGUCCGCGACGGCAAGGGGAAGGACCUGACGCUGCAGUGCUGGGAGACCGACGCCGUCGUACCCGUCGGCGGCCGGUUCCUGUGCUGGGUCGACUACUACCGUGGUAUGCUGGUCGGCCGCGUGUUCGCCGACGGCGGCUCCGUGCUCACGUACGUGCCGCUGCCCGUCGACACCCCUUGGGCGAAGCCCGACCACGGCCAGGAGUGCCCCGAGGCGUCCCGGAGCGUCUCCGUCACCGCCGGCGACACGGUGAAGUUCGUCAGCGUCGACCGCGGCCUGCUCUUCGUCUUCACCGUCACCAUCUGGACGCUGGGCAAGGCGCGGGACGGCAGCAUGGAGUGGGAGAAGGACGGCGAGUUCCGUGCCGCCGAGCUCUGGGCCUUCUCCAGCUACGAGCACCUGCCGCGUGUCCCGCCGGAGUACCCCGUCGUGAGCAUGGUCGACCCCGACGCCCUCUGCUUCAUGGUGAGCGAGGGACGCCACGCUGGUGUCGAAGCCGGGGGAGACGACACGGUGUGGCUGGUCGAGGUCGACACGAGGCGCAGAGCGGUGCGGUCAGUGUCCCGCUACUCCAAAGAAGAGACGAGGAACAUGUCAGGGCGUGCCUUCCACGACGAGGAGGAGGUGGACGACACCGAUGGCUUGGCCUCCCUGAACACGUUUCAUGGCCAUGCCUUCCUUCCCAGCGAGGUCACCACGUACGUACACGAGCAGUAG
Molecule: messenger RNA, 1275 nt
Organism: Triticum turgidum subsp. durum (durum wheat)
Lineage: Eukaryota; Viridiplantae; Streptophyta; Magnoliopsida; Poales; Poaceae
Source: the annotation of a GenBank genome assembly